GAGUUUGAUUUCUUUCAGCCUGAUGUUCACAGGCUAUAGUUGCCCUUGUCUGCUGCUUGUCGAUAUCGAGGUGGAGGGAUAGCGGCCAGUAGUGUGCUGUUGCGAGAGAAAAGACCGUAAUUCUUCGUUCAGACCAGAAUAUCGCCUCCAUAAUCAGUUAGUUGCAUUUAGCAGGCAUAUAAAAACAGAAAGGACGUUGUACCACGGCUAUUUCCUCGAUAUGCAGAAUUACGGCUCGGCUUGAAUCAGGCUUGAGUCAGGCUUGAGCCGGACUUGAGUCUAGGCUUGAAGGCACGACCGACCGAACACUUCUGGUCGGCCGAAACAGAGUAGGUCGUCGGUCGGGUUAAAAUGGCGCCUCGUCGGUGCUUUACGGACAAGGACAAAGCUCUCCUCUCUGUGCUUGUGAAAACAAAUCCCAUCUUGCAGAGCCACGCAGCCGACGCCACAACCGCGCAUAAAAAGGCCAAGAAAUGGAGGGAGAUCGCAGAAAUCUACAACUCGAAUUGCAAGGGUCAGAAAAGGAACGUCGAGCAGCUGCGGAAGUGCUGGAAAAACAUGAAGUUUAAAGAAAAGCAAUUCAGUGCCUCUGCUGCAAAUGCAGUCAAAAACCGAGCUGGAUUAUCCCAGUCGCAGGAUGUGAAUACGUCAAGUGAAAUGGAUGAUGACCCAAUUCAUUUAGGGAGCGAUGAUGAACCUGAAUACAUUUUGCCUUCUGUGCAUGACGAGAGUCCAGAUGUGAUCGAGAAUAGUAUGCAGGAGGAUGUCUUUCACAAAACUGGCUGUACAAUUGUGGAGGGUUUGGAAAAUGCUGUGAUUGUAGAAAGUGACAGCAAUCUCUCAGAUCACAACUCCCCUGCCACAUUUGUAAGGAUUCUGCCCAAGCCACCUUCUGCCAAUUUACAAACAAAUGACAUAGUGGAGGACUCCAGGCUAGAAUUUUCUGCAGUCAGAGAGAUGUCUCCCCAUAUAGUAGAAAACAACCUUUCAAGACCAGGUUCGGCAAAUUCUAGUGCGAGUGAACCACAGCCAUCCCAAGCCAAGCAGUCACGCAAAGUUCCAAAGAAAACGGUGCUCAAGUACAGCAAAAAGUCAAGUGAACUGAACAAUGGUCCCCUAACCGCAAAAAUUACAAAAGAGAAAGCGUUGUCAUCAGAAUAUAAAAAGAAAAUGGAAUACUUAGACCUCAAGGUGAAGCUACUUCUAGCUGAGGAAGAGAGAAAGAAAGAGAAACACAAGAAGGAGAUGUAUCUCCUUAAUGCUCAGAUACAGUAUUGGAAAGAGAGGAGGAGAGAUAUGUCCGAAGAUUUAUUUGUGGUGCCUUGAUUGACUGAACAUUGUGUUUAUGUGUAUAUUAUAUAUACAUUAUAAAUAAGUAUGUAUAUAUAUUCUUAUAUAUAUAGAAAUAUCACACAUGUCAACAUGCUGUGUGUCUUUUCACAAGUUUUUAUUUUGUAUAUGUAUAUAUGUAAUGCAUAAAUAGUAUUUUAGAGAUAAUAGGUAGUAGACAAACAAGUAUCCAGAUAGCAGUACAUAGAAAAAAAAUGUAAAAGCUAGAAGCAUUUCAUUAUUUUGCUUUUCUAUUAGCAAAGGGUACUUGUUCACAAUGAACGUCCAUGUAAUCUCCCUGUUUUGUAAGGGAAAACUUGUUACCUAAAGUAAGAUAUGUCAGUCUCAGUUAAUUUUCCAAAGAUAUGCUUUCCAUUGUUAUAAUGUGUCUAAUAUUUGUAGCAAGGUAUUUAUUAAAUAUAUAUAAAAGGAAUAUAUAUUUUGUUGUUAUGUUUAACAGUUUUUAAAUCUUUAUUUGGUUUAUUGCAAAAAGAAAAAAAAAUAUUUUUCUUUUCACCUGUCAAGUACUCAUUUUAACUAUGUCACAAUACCAAAUUUGUAUCAAGCAAAUUGUGAUUUGUUUGAAGCAAUAAAAAAU
Penaeus vannamei (Pacific white shrimp) is the source of this 1927-nucleotide messenger RNA. Its product is annotated as myb/SANT-like DNA-binding domain-containing protein 3. NCBI's taxonomy places the organism in Eukaryota, Metazoa, Arthropoda, Malacostraca, Decapoda, Penaeidae. The record is from RefSeq and is a predicted model, not a curated record.